GGACAACUGAGAACUCGGUUAACCAAUCGAAGGACCCGUUGGAAGAGCGUUGUACCAAGCAGCCAAUUCCACCAACGGCUGGGCGGGCUCGCGACCGGGAAUAGUCCCUCGCACUGUUUCUCAUUCUGCCCAGUUCGAUCGGCAACGGGAGCGGAGAGAGGAAAGCAGAGAGCCCGAAGGCAGUAGCCCCCACCACCGCCGGCCCAGGUUACCAUCUAGCACCGGGAAACACACUAGAGAGUCACCGCCGGCACAAGCCAUUACCAACCAGUAACCAUGAGCAGCGAGGCCGAAACACAACAGCAACCACCGCAGCCCGCUGCCGAGGAGGAGAGACCCUCCAGCCCGGCGGCCGAGGCGUCCGCGGUGGACAAGAAGGUCAUCGCAACAAAAGUCUUGGGCACAGUCAAAUGGUUCAACGUCAGGAAUGGAUACGGUUUUAUCAACAGGGAUGAUACGAAGGAGGACGUUUUUGUACACCAGACGGCCAUAAAAAAGAACAACCCAAGGAAAUACCUACGCAGUGUUGGAGAUGGAGAAACUGUAGAGUUUGAUGUGGUUGAAGGGGAGAAGGGAGCAGAGGCGUCCAACGUCACCGGGCCCGGAGGCGUCCCCGUCCAGGGCAGCAAGUACGCCGCCGACCGCAACCGGUACAGGCGCUACCCCCGCAGGAGGGGCCCGCCACGCGACGGCGAGUACCCAGACAACUACCAGAGCGACGGCGAGGGGGAGCCUGGCAGCGGUAGCGGCGGCGGCGGCGAAGGAGGAGGAAGGGGAGGCGAAGGAGGAGGAAGGGGAGGCGGCGGCAGCCGGAACAAGGGCAACCGGGACGGUGCGGACAGCGCCCCCGAGGGAGAGGUGCAGCCCCAGCAGCAGCAGCGCCGGCCCACGUACCCCGGCAGACGGCGCUACCCGCCAUACUUUGGAGGAGAAGGUGACGAGAACCAGGGAGGACCAGACCAGGGCAACAAACCAAUGAGGCAGAACUACUACAGAGGCUUCCGACCAAGUCAUCCCUCCCCCAGAGGUCCACCACGUCCCAGACCGGUGCGGGAGCGAGAGGACAAGGAGAACCAGGGAGGUGAGGGCGGCCAGGGCGGGGCGCGCCAGCGACGCUACCGCCGCAACUUCAACUACCGCCGCAGACGCCCCCAGGCCGGAGGCAAGCCAGGAGAGGGCGAGGAAGGCAAAGAGGCCAAGGCCGCGGGAGAGCCAGCCCCCGAGAAGACGUCCGCUCCCGAGCCCCAGCAGGGCGGGGCUGAGUAGGAACACCCGCCCACCGGCAACCCUCCAUCUUUUUAACCAUCGUCCGGUUUUUUUUGUCAGCAAGAAAAGAAAACAUCAAAGAUCUGAGCAAUAAGAAACAGAUUUGACUUGACUACCGUCACAAGCUUGCACCAUGCAUUCGACCAGAUUACCACCGAUUUGCCUGCAGAAUCUAUGCAGACUUCUGUUUUCUUUUUCCAUUAUUUUUACGUGACAGUUAACAAAAAAGUUUUGGGGAAACAAGCAGAUGUUUUUCUAAAUCGGUCCUAAGUUUUUACACCAAAAGGUUUUUAAGAUGAAAAAAAUAUUGUAAAUUUGAUAUCUGGUCAGUUUGACAUUUUUAAAUAACUUUUUAUGUAAUCAAACAUUUUAACAAAAUGCAAGCUCAAAUAAAAGUCAAACAACUACA
Messenger RNA from Gadus morhua (Atlantic cod), 1675 nucleotides. RefSeq names its product Y box binding protein 1 (gene ybx1). NCBI's taxonomy places the organism in Eukaryota, Metazoa, Chordata, Actinopteri, Gadiformes, Gadidae. The record is from RefSeq and is a predicted model, not a curated record. Gene Ontology annotation, molecular function: nucleic acid binding.